AUGGCCAUAUUGAUGAGACAAAUUUGUCCAGCAAAAUGUCGAGGGACCCGAUGCGAAUGUGUCUUUUCAUUCCAAGAGUGUCUUUUUCGUUUCGUGUUUACAGUGUUUUCUCAUUUUAGUCAACAACUUCUACUGGAAAGGAGAAGAUGUUGUUCUUAUGUUUUGCUUAAACUCCAACAACCAACACUUGUGAACACACGCUCCAUCUCUCCAACGAUGAAGUUUUCCUCGAUUCUUUCCCUCUUUGCGUUGUCAUCUUUAGCCUCUGCACACAUUGCGCUUCUCCCCCCAAGAGGUAAGGAGUGUUUCUACGAAACCUUGAAGACCAACGACGAGCUCUCUGUCUCCUUCCAGGUUGGCGACAGAGACAGAGACGCAACGGAGCAGCUACAUUGCGACUUCUGGAUCCAGUCUCCCUCUGGGAAGAUCAUCAAGUCAUUGACUGACGCAACCCAUGCAAACAUCAACAUAAAGGCCAAGGAGUCUGGUAAACACGUGUACUGUUUCUCCAACGAGGACUCCAACAUGAAGACCAAGGACGUGUCCUUCAAUGUCCAUGGCGUCAUCUAUGUCGACGUGAACGACAACUCAGACAACAAUUUGGAGACCAGUAUCAGAAAAUUACUUGAACUGGUCUAUGACGUCAAGAACGAACAAAACUACAUUGUCGUUAGAGAGAGAACACACAGAAAUACCGCAGAGUCGACAAACUCAAGAGUGAAGUACUGGUCUUCCAUCCAGUUGGCCGUGGUUGUGCUCAAUAGUCUCUUUCAAGUUUUCUAUCUUAAGAGGUUUUUCGAAGUUAAGAGCGCCGUCUAA
Pichia kudriavzevii is the source of this 819-nucleotide messenger RNA. RefSeq lists its product as uncharacterized. Gene Ontology annotation, biological process: Golgi organization; protein retention in ER lumen; intracellular protein transport. Gene Ontology annotation, cellular component: endoplasmic reticulum; COPII-coated ER to Golgi transport vesicle; endoplasmic reticulum-Golgi intermediate compartment. The record is from RefSeq and is a predicted model, not a curated record. Lineage: Eukaryota; Fungi; Ascomycota; Pichiomycetes; Pichiales; Pichiaceae. Bases 1 to 819 code for a protein of 272 amino acids. The transcript has a single exon.